ACCACCUGGCUAAAGUUUCACAGGAAAUAGAGCACAAGGUAGCGAUCCUUAAGGAGGACGUUAACGAGUUGAUUCGAGCAUGUCAAAUGGCUAAAGCAGGAGUUGUCAACAGUAACCUAUUAAAUAAGGAGGAAAUAAACCAACUAAUAAGCGAAAUCGAAGCCCUUCCGUACAGCAACGUCAUCGAAGCCAUCGAAUAUAGUGAGCCAUCAAUCUACACCAACGGCACCCUUCUACUAUACGUCUUGUCCAUGCCAAAAGUGGCGCAAACAAGGUUCAACCAUUUAAUCACACGAUCACUUUUGAGGGAUGGUCAUCGAGUCGACUUGAAGUACAAAACAAUCCUAAUGAACAAACAACAGACGUAUGGUAUUAAGGAUAGCUGUCUACACCUCGCCACCGCUAUGGUUUGCAAACAGGGGUCACUAGAUUUACUGCCUGAAGAGGGGUGUUUACCACGUCUACUCAAGGGCGGCCAAACAAGUUGUCGCUACUUAACCUGCAUGGAAACAACGGUUGAAGUACUCAAGGAAGAUACAAUAUUCCUGGAUAACUUCAACAGCAGUGUAUGUUCAGGUAAAAUAUCUAAACACCUGUCUGGUUCCUAUAUUCUACAGCUGAAGAACGAGACGAUAACGAUCAACAAUCAAACCUACUGGAGUACAAGCAGCUCAGGUGUGCAGGUGCUUCCAUCCGUGUUGUCUACAAUAACGAAUAAGAGUCUGGCAGUGAACCUCGAUCUCGUCCAUGAAAUGACGUCUGGAAACAUACGACUUUUGGGUUACCUGAAGGACAAAACUAACUGGUUUGCGACGUCUGAAGGUCUAGGACUUAUUUUGCUAAUGAUCCUAAUUUUCCUGAUUUGGAGAAAAUUGACGACAGGAGCCAAACUUCCUGAGCUAAAUUUGUCCAUACUGCAACAGAGUUCUCGAAACCGA
Molecule: messenger RNA, 938 nt
Organism: Rhagoletis pomonella (apple maggot)
Lineage: Eukaryota; Metazoa; Arthropoda; Insecta; Diptera; Tephritidae
Source: RefSeq, a predicted model, not a curated record